This is a messenger RNA of Lycium barbarum (goji berry), 967 nucleotides long. Its product is annotated as protein RER1A-like. The coding region runs from base 158 to 754 and encodes 198 amino acids. Gene Ontology annotation, cellular component: Golgi membrane. Gene Ontology annotation, biological process: retrograde vesicle-mediated transport, Golgi to endoplasmic reticulum; protein retention in ER lumen. The record is from RefSeq and is a predicted model, not a curated record. The transcript has 3 exons. NCBI's taxonomy places the organism in Eukaryota, Viridiplantae, Streptophyta, Magnoliopsida, Solanales, Solanaceae.
UUGUGCAGUACUUGUGAGUUUCCCCAAAGAAAACGCAAGAAGCGUGCGGGCAUAACCAUACUCUCUCCAGUAUCCCUAGUAAAACACAAUACGCCUGACGGCGUAAGUAAUUAAUUAAAGCGAUUUAAGAGAAGAAGAAAAAAAACACACUCAGAUCAUGGACAUCAACGGUAGCAGUGAUGCUUCCUCAUCAACUCCAUCCAGUGGUCUUACACAAUUAACCACAUCUGCUUCUCAGUCAUUUCAGCACUUCCUUGACAAAACGACGCCGUAUUUACUCUAUCGUUGGAUCGCUUUCUUUUUCAUCGCUAUCCUAUAUGUCGUGCGAGUGUACUUGGUGCAAGGAUUCUAUGUUAUCUCCUACGCCCUUGGCAUCUACAUCCUUAAUCUCCUUAUCGGAUUCCUUUCGCCUCAGGUUGACCCCGAAUUCCAGGAUUUAUCCGAUGGCCCGACCCUCCCGACCCGACAAGCCGAUGAAUUUCGCCCUUUUGUUCGUCGCCUCCCUGAAUUCAAAUUCUGGUACUCAAUUACCAAGGCUUUCUGCAUUGCCUUCGUGUUAACAUUUUUCAGUGCACUUGAUGUGCCUGUCUUUUGGCCAAUUCUCCUUUUCUACUGGGUUGUGCUGUUCACACUUACAAUGAGAAGACAGAUACGACACAUGUUGAAAUAUAAAUAUGUGCCAUUCUCAUUUGGCAAGCAGCGGUAUGACGGCAAGAAAGCAGCUUCAUCGGAAAGUGAAGAACUUCUCCCAUAGACCGAAGCAAACAGGUCCUCAGCAGCUGUUUAUUCUAUGGAAUUUACAUCAUGCAGCUACCAGUUGUCUUUCUUUUCCUUUUCAAUAGCCAAAUAUUUUAUAGGAUGUUACUGGAAGUGGAAGAAACUGUUAGGGGAAUUACUAUUUAUGAUCCUUACAUCUUUGUCUUUCGGGGCAUUUUUCAUAGUGUAAUGAUAUCUUAAUUUUCUACUA